ACUCUCGUCACAACGUAAUGUGCCGUGCUGCUUCUAGCGGCGCUGGUGACAGUGCUGAAAGCUGUUGGGUAUGAAGUGACACGGAACUGAAUUUUUUACCAUCCGCAACUGCUUCAAGUUCAGAUCACGACAAAGAAACUGAAGAGAAACUAUCCAAAAUCAAGCAGAGUUGCAAAAUUUGAAGACUCAUAGGAAAUACAAAGGAUCACUUCAAAAGUCUAAAACAAAAGAAGUAACCAAAUCCUGUGACGACCAAAGAAGACGCACAGAAGACGACAUUUCCUGUGCUUGAGCAUAUAAUAGAAGCCAACAACAGAUCUGAAACCAGAAGUUUGUGCCUACUCAACAGCUUUGACAAAGCACAUGUCCCAACGCUGCUCCUAGCCCUCCUCAUCAUUACCACACCACGGAUUCACCACCGGGGUGUGGAGUGGGCUGCUGUCUAGUUGUUUUUUUUUUUUUUCUCCACUCACAUAGAUCCCCAUCUCACCGUUCUUCCUUGCUCCCAAAAGUUUUUUUUUAAAGCGGUGUUAUUGCACCUGCUUUGGCCUUUUUUCUAUUAGAUUUCUCCCCCUGCUUUUUUCUGCUUUAUGCAACCAUCUGAUACUUGUGCCAGAAAUCUGUAACGUGUGCGUGUCCGUUCAACUGUGUGUGAAGAGAUCUGUAGGAACUGCGUAGUCAUCGUGAAGUUCAAGAUACAAGACAUUUCAAGACAUCCAGAGGUGUGUCAUUGAGUGGUUACUUUAACAAAAAAAUAGUACGUAACAAUCAAGCAAAAAUAUCAGCAAGUGCUCUGACAAGUUGUGCUCAAGUUUAUGGGAAAAUAUGGGGAGCCCCUGGAAAGGCUUUGUUGAGUUUACCUUGCCGGCGUCGCCACCCACCGCAUUUGUUAGCGCUGACCUGAGCAGCACCUCCCCAGUCGGACUCAGCCUGUCACCGUACGCUCGAUCCAUGAGUUUCGACCCAGGAAUGCUCCAUAACAAUGGGCACACAGCAUAUGCCAACGGCAGUGGGCCCGGUAUUAGAGAGACUGGCGUGGUGGAGAAGCUUCUGACUUCGUAUGGGUUCAUCCAGUGCUCUGAACGACAGGCCCGCCUCUUCUUCCACUGCUCCCAAUACAAUGGCAACCUGCAGGAGCUUAAAAUCGGAGAUGAUGUUGAGUUUGAGGUAUCCUCUGACAGGCGCACUGGCAAGCCGAUAGCAGUGAAGCUGCUUAAGAUAAAGCCAGAGCUGCUGCCAGAGGAGCGCAUCUCGGGCCAGGUGGGGCCAGACCUGCACGCCUAUCCCUUUACUGUGCUGCAUGGUUAUAUUCAUCCAGUUGUCUCAUCAAUUCCUAUGCAGUUAGAUGGAAAAUCUGCUCCCGGUCAGAUGUACUCCGGCAGUGUUUGCUAUGAAAGAAAUGGGGAAGUGUUUUACCUGACUUACACCCCUGAAGAUGUGGAGGGGAACAUCCACUUGGAAACUGGCGACAAAGUGUGCUUCUAUAUGGACACCAACAAGCUUACCGGGGCAGUUAGCGCUCGCAAUAUUCAGCUGGUGAAAAAAAAGCAGACCAGGUGCCAGGGGGUGGUGUGUGCGACAAAGGAGGCGUUUGGAUUUAUCGAGAGGGCUGACGUGGUGAAGGAGAUCUUUUUUCACUACAGCGAGUUCAAAGGUGAUCUAGAAGCUCUGCAAGCCGGAGAUGAUGUCGAGUUCACCAUCAGAGAUCGAAAUGGUAAAGAAGUAGCUACAGAAGUCAGACUUCUUCCACAAGGAACCGUGAUUUUUGAAGAUAUAAGCAUCGAACAGUUUGAGGGCACUGUGGUCAAAGUCAUUCCCAAAGUUCCUACUAAAAACCAGAACGACCCGCUGCCAGGUCGCAUCAGCGCCCGCAUCGGCCACACCGACAAAGAGCUACCAUUUGGCGAAAAGGACACCAAGUCAAAGGUCACCCUUCUGGAAGGGGAUCAUAUUCAAUUCAACAUUUCCACCGACCGCAGAGACAAGCUCGAAAGGGCUACAAACAUCGACGUCCUCCCAGAUUCCUUUAACUUCACCAAGGAAACUCGAGAAAUGGGUGUGAUUGCUGCUAUCCGUGAUGGAUUUGGAUUCAUCAAGUGUGUGGAUAGAGAUGCUCGAAUGUUUUUUCACUUUAGCGAAGUCUUGGAGGAGACACAGUUGCACAUUUCAGAUGAAGUGGAGUUCACUGUUGUGCCUGAUAUGCUCUCUGCUCAGAGAAACCAUGCCGUGCGAAUCAAGAAACUACCUAAGGGCACUGUAUCCUUCCAUACCCAGUCUGAGCAGCGCUUCCAUGGUGUCGUGGAAAAGGAGGCUACACCUGCGACCCCCAAAAAUGCCAGUCCCACGAAGGGCAAGGAGAAGGAAGCCGAGGAUGGAGUGAUUGCAUAUGAAGACUGUGGUGUGAAGCUCACUGUGCCGUAUCAUGUCAAGGACUUGGAGGGAGGAUAUAACCCACAGGCUGGAGACAAGGUGGAGUUCUGCAUCAAUGAAGUGAAGAGAACCGGUCUGCAAAGUGCCGUCUCCAUCCGGGUCCUUAACCGAAACUCGUCCAACUCCAGGAGGCUGCAUGGAUUUGUCGCCACUUUAAAGGACAACUUUGGCUUCAUUGAGACUGCAAAUCAUGAUCAAGAGAUCUUCUUUCACUACAGUGAAUUGUGUGGCGACGUGGACAAUUUGGAUCUUGGAGACACUGUGGAAUACACUCUCUCAAAGGGGAAGGGGAAUAAAGUCAGUGCAGAGAAAGUUACCAAAGUGGCUGCUGUGAAUGGUGUCGGUGAAGAUAUCAGUGCGACGGUAAUGACGGGCAAAGUCAUCCGCCCGAUCCGCAGCGUUGAUCCAUCCCAGACUGAAUAUCAAGGGCUGAUUGAAGUGAAUGAAGAAGGUGACCGUGCGAGUAAAGGCCAGACUUAUCCCUUUGGCAUCAUGGGGAUGGCCAACAAGUCUGACUGCCUGCAGAAGGGAGAGCUUGUCAAAUUCCAGGUGUGCACCGUGCCUCAGACUGGACAGAAGAUGGCCUGCAACGUGGUCCCUCAGCGGAGAGCCUUGGUGGAGUGCGUCAAAGAUCAGUUUGGCUUCAUCACAUACGAGGUGGGUGAGGGCAAGAAGCUAUUCUUCCAUGUGAAGGAGGUGCAGGACGGCCUGGAGCUCCAGGCUGGCGAUGAGGUGGAGUUCUCUGUGGUCUUCAAUCAACGCAUUGGGAAAUGUAGUGCCUGCAACGUUCGUCGAAUCAGUGAGGGGCCGAAGCCUUUGGUGACCCCUCGCCCGGAUCGUCUGGUGAACAGACUGAAGAGCAUCACUCUGGAUGAUGCCAGCGCUCCCCGCCUGGUCAUCGUGAGGCAGCCUCGUGGACCCGACAGUUCUAAGGGCUUCAGUUUGGAGCGCAAGACCCGCCAGCCCGGUGUCAUCGACUGAGCAAUACAGAGUGUGGAGUGAUGGUCGGCUUCUGUCCUGUUUGACCACCGUGGGGAAUAAGGGAAAUGAAUCGAUCACUUGCUUGUACACACAAAUUUAAAGCCGCCAACACACAGUACUUGUGUGUCCCUGCGAUGGAGCUCAUUUCCACAGUUCCCUGCCUUCCAUAUACUUGAGUUCCACGCUGCAGGAAACGUGGCAUCUCGGAGUGUGUAUGUGUGUGUAUGUUUAUGUAGCCUACCAGUGAUUCAAGUGUGUAAGGGGAUACUUGUUCUUGAGGGCCUCGUGCCUCUGAAUCAGAUUGUGUGCUUAUCCGUCUUCUACCUUUCUCCCUGUCUGGAAUUCUGCACCUGUCGCGCUGGUUUGUCGGAGUGUGUAUGUCAACGUCGGCAUGUCUUUGCUUCCCUCCAUUUCUGUUCUGCUUUUUCUGCCCAUAGGAACCGUCAGGUUAGUUUUCUGCUUUUGUAUGCUUUUCCUCUAAACGCAUAAAGCAAUGUUCCCUCCAUAAGGAGGAUCAUAUUUCUCAUCUGUGCAAGCUUGAACUGAGGAUUCUUCCUGCUCGCUUUUUUUGAGCAGUUUUAAAUGCUUUACUGAAGAGCUUAGUCGAGAGCAUGAUUCGAGGGUGUAUGAUGUAUGUGGGUGUCAAACUAGUUACAAAUUUGGAGCCUUUUGGGAACCUUUUCGGUGCCCUCAAGCUUCGCCUAAGCAAUUUUCCCAGGUGCAGAAUUCCUUUAGCAUCUUAUAUCUGCUGUUCUUUUAUACAUUUUUUUUUCCUUGCACAUUUUUUUGAUUUGAAAUCAUGGGAAUAUUGAGAUUAAGGUGCCUAAAAUACGUGGGAAGGGGAUGCACACAGAACAAUGAUUUAAAAAAAAAAAUGAUACAGAGGAUCUGUCCUCGAUUCUUAGCCCACCAAAAUACUCAGAACAAUCUAAGGGUGGCUUUGUUUUCUAGUAGAAUUCAUGAUAUGCAUCCCGAACCUGUGGGUUGAACUAUACUGUAUGUAUUGUGUGAGUUUUUUUUCCUUAUUAAAAGUUCAGAUUUCAAAUAGGACAGAAGAAAAUUAACAACACAGAGGGGAAAUGGCGAAGUAGUACACGUUUGAUUUUAAAAACCGACAAUACCAACCGUGCUCUGUCAGCAUGUUGGAUGUUGAUCUCUCAGCCGGAGAGAAGUGCUUUCAACUUGCAAGAUUACCAGGUUUCCGUUGAACUACAUUAAAAGGUUCUGAUGUACUUUCGUUAUUGGUCUUGGAUGAAACGAUUGAAUUAAAGUUUUAUGAAAA
Messenger RNA from Synchiropus splendidus (mandarinfish), 4693 nucleotides. It is a transcript of the gene csde1, whose product is annotated as cold shock domain containing E1, RNA-binding. The coding region runs from base 826 to 3411 and encodes 861 amino acids. Gene Ontology annotation, molecular function: nucleic acid binding. The record is from RefSeq and is a predicted model, not a curated record. NCBI's taxonomy places the organism in Eukaryota, Metazoa, Chordata, Actinopteri, Syngnathiformes, Callionymidae. The transcript is spliced from 21 exons.